Perognathus longimembris pacificus (Pacific pocket mouse) is the source of this 3919-nucleotide messenger RNA. It is a transcript of the gene Jade3, whose product is annotated as jade family PHD finger 3. The record is from RefSeq and is a predicted model, not a curated record. Gene Ontology annotation, cellular component: histone acetyltransferase complex. The transcript has 12 exons. Lineage: Eukaryota; Metazoa; Chordata; Mammalia; Rodentia; Heteromyidae. Bases 150 to 2606 code for a protein of 818 amino acids. Gene Ontology annotation, biological process: regulation of transcription by RNA polymerase II.
GCAGGCGUGCAGUCGGCGAGCCGGGUUGCAGGCGGCGGCCGGCCAGCUAGCCGAGUACAAUUGAGUUAGGUGCUGCUUGAAUGUCCCCUGUAUUAUGAGCAAGACACUACAUUCUGAAUAGAAUACAAGCCAUAUCUGGAAGCUCCAAGAUGAAGCGCAAUAAGCCUUCUAGCAGCAGUGAGAGUUCGGACGAUUGUCCUUCUACUUCGUUUUUUCCUGGAAAAAUAUAUAAAGACAAAAUAAAGACAAAAACUGAAAAAGAACAAAAGAAACCUGCUGAGGUAUUCCGGAAGGACCUCAUCAGUGCUAUGAAAAUUCCAGAUACUCACCACAUUAAUCCUGAUAGCUAUUACCUCUUUACUGACACAUGGAAAGAAGAAUGGGAAAAGGGAGUUCAGGUCCCAGCCAAUCUGGACACUCUGCCACAGCCUAGUAUCAGGAUUUUACCUGAGAAGGUAAACAGUGUUCCUUUUGUCCGACCCCGGAAGUACAUUCGUUGCUCCAGCUCAGACCCUGAGGAUCCUGACAGCGUCAAUAUCAUGGAGUUGUCAGCAGCUACAUGCCGCUAUGAUCUAGAUGACAUGGAUAUCAUUUGGCUUCAAGAACUCAAUCACGACCUUUCAGAAAUGGGUCAAGAGUCAGUUAAUGAAACACUUAUGGAAAAGAUCAUAGAAGCCCUGGAACGCAUUUGCCAUGAACGCAUGAGCCAUGCUAUUAAGACAGUGGAAGGACUAGGCAUAGAAUAUGAUGAAGAUGUGAUCUGUGAUGUCUGUCGUUCUCCAGACAGUGAAGAAGGGAAUGAUAUGGUAUUCUGUGAUAAGUGUAACAUCUGUGUGCAUCAGGCCUGCUAUGGUAUCCUCAAGAUCCCACCGGGCAACUGGCUGUGCCGUACCUGUGUCCUGGGUAUUAGUCCAAAGUGUAUAUUGUGUCCGAAGAAAGGUGGCGCCUUGAAGUCUACCAGGACUGGGAGUAAAUGGGCUCAUGUCAGUUGUGCCCUAUGGAUUCCAGAGGUCAGCAUUGCUUGUCCAGAAAGGAUGGAACCGAUCAUAAAGAUAUCCCACAUACCACCCAGCCGAUGGGCCUUAGUUUGCACCCUGUGCAAGUUGAAGACAGGAGCUUGUAUUCAGUGCUCUGUUAGAAGCUGCACCACAGCUUUUCAUGUCACCUGUGCCUUUGAGCACAACCUCGAGAUGAAGACUGUCCUGGAUGAUGGCGACGAAGUGAAAUUCAAGUCGUUCUGUCUGAAGCACAGCCAAAACAGGCAGUCACUUGGGGAGGUUGAGCCCCACAGCCACAGAGCUGCCGAACCGAGCCAGACCAAGAGUGAGAAAAACAACGUAAGAGCACAGAAGCUCCGUGAGCUGGAAGAAGAGUUCUAUUCCUUUGUCAAAGCAGAAGACGUGGCUACUGAACUAGAGCUACCUGUGGAAACUGUGGACUUUAUCUAUAACUACUGGAAACUCAAGCGCAAAAGCAACUUCAACAAACCAUUAUUUCCUCCAAAGUUGGAAGAAGAAAAUGUCCUGGUACAACCAAAAGAAGAAAAUAUUCACACUCGCAUGCGAAUGUUUAUGCACCUGCGACAGGAUUUGGAGAGGGUCCGAAAUCUGUGCUACAUGAUAAGCCGAAGAGAAAAGCUGAAACUGUCACAGAACAAAUUACAGGAGCAGAUCUUCAACUUGCAGGCCCAGAUUAUGCACGAAGACAAUGAUACAGGAUCUCCUCUGACAACUGCACUAGAGAACGCACUAUUUUCCUCACCAUCAAAUGUUGCCUUAAAGUUGGGGGCCAGACCAAUACCAGAAGAUUGCAGAAAUGGCACUGUGGAGAUUGAUCAUCGACCCUGCUCCCCUGUAAGUGGCUUGCUUGCUCUCAGUGAAAGAAGCCUGCAGCUGUCUGACGAGCCACUGGAUCUGCAAGUGAAAUCGCGCUCAAAGCCUCCACUAGAAAACAAUAACUGUUUGCUGGAGAGCCACAACUAUUCUCGGAACAAAGCCAACAACAGUUCCAGUCCUACUCAGAAACCUCCAUCUUCUGAGUUUUCUCGUGGGCCAUCAGUGGAGGUAGAGAAGUCUCUAGUCUCUGAGGCUGUCCUCUGUGGAAAUAGUCAGCCUAGCUCUGAGUCUUCCAAGUCAAAUGGCAUUGAGGACAAUCUCUCUGUGAAUGUCACCCAGGAAGCUAGCGCUAGUGAGAUAUCCAGUAACCAGGAGCCCAUGGUGGGCUCCCAUUUAGCCAGUCCGAGUAGUUUUAGAAAAUCAACCAUGGAAAAGUUCAGAUCUUUUAAAGAGACCACCAAAAAAUGGGGGAGGAGCUCUGAGGGCCCCCAAUGCUAUGUGAAACCAAUGAAGAAUAUAAAUCCUAAAGAGCAGAUCCGGGGUAGGCAGCUUCUCAAGCGGUCCUCCGAGAGAGCUGCAUGUCCGGAGACCGAUGGUUAUUGCCCAGAUUUAGAGCUGAGUGAUUCUGAGAGCGAAACUGAUGGAAAUAAUGAAAAAGCCAUUGUAAAGAAUGAUAGCUCAGACAAGGAAAUUCCUCCUCAGGAUUCUGAACAGGAUUGCCAUAGCGAAAGUGAGGUAGAUCCUCUUCCCCACGGUUCAAAGCAGAGAUGAUGAGAAAUUGCCAAUAUGUAAUCCAGUAUUUGCCCCAGUUACUGGGGCAAAUCCAAAUACCAAAAGGAUUCUAGCAUAUAUUAGGAGGAAAUCAAGGAAAAGGGAAAUUUUUCCACAGUAAAUUGCAAUUGCAGUAUUUGAAAAGGUUUCAAGUCUUAAUUUUUAUAAGCACAUAGUAAGAAUUCCAGAUGACGUUUGGAGGUUGGUUUGGGAACAGCUAGGUCCAGAGUUAUUUGCUCAGUGAAUACUCAGGGACAGCUUUCCAGUUACAUUAACAUACUGCUAAGUUUAUGUAUUAAGGGUCCUUACAUUGCUAAUGGUCUGUGUUUAUGUAUUAAGGGUCCUUACAUUGCUAAUGGUUUACAAGAGACCAUUAUUAUCAGACACUAAAACUACUUACCAUUUGAAACUACAAAAUGUGAUUCCCAGAGCUCCAGUCUCUGGAAAGUUUCUAACCGUACUGGUGUUGGUAAACAAGGGAGAGGCCAGGAGAGAGAUCAUCUGUGUCACAUACUGUCAAGCUCACUACCCUCUUCCUUUGCAUUGUGCAAGGUGGAGUUUCUUUGACAGUAUGGUAACUUACCAAGUCAGUUCUCCUAAUGCUUGAAGUGUCGAGUGCCUGUUCUUAGACCUGCUUGUUGGGGACACACUCAUAACUCUUUUACCCAGCUAACAAGCAUAAAAGGCUAACUUGUAAUAGUGUUUACAAAAGUACACAUGUACUACUUCCAAGGAAAAUGCUCUGAUUCUCUGUUUAGGGAUGUGUGAAGGAUCCCAGAGUCUUUCCCAAAGUGAGACUAUUUCUGGGAUAUUUGUACCAAGUCAGGGUUUUCGUGUUGCUUUCAGAUAAGUUUGGCUGACAGUUUUUGUAUUCCUGCUUUAAUGUUUAUAAGAAAUUUUAUUGAGGUAUAAGGAAAAUAUAAUGAAGCGCACAGAGGUUAAGUAUUCUUACCUGCUUUAAUUUUGAAACAGAUUUUUAUUUUCAAACAGAAUUUGAAAUCAUGUGUUUAUCACAUGGAUAUAAUUUAGCUUUGUGUUCGUUUUGAAUCCAAGGCAAUUUUCCAAGCAAAAAGGCUGGAUCCAUUUUUCACAGGUUUAUAUACCCUGCUCCCAAACUCUCAGCCUUGGUUCCUUUUUUUUCUAGAGGAAGAGAAUAAUCACACUUCAGGGGAAGGAGUGAAACAUGUUUGCUUCCAUUUUAAAAAGAGAGAAAAAUGCCAGUUUUUAAAUGUGAAGUAAACUGGGAUGCUCAGCUCUCUUGUUUAGCCUUAAGUCAAUAUUCUCUUUCUUCUAGCUUGGAAAAAUGUAGUGAG